This is a messenger RNA of Penicillium salamii, 756 nucleotides long. The record is from the annotation of a GenBank genome assembly. NCBI's taxonomy places the organism in Eukaryota, Fungi, Ascomycota, Eurotiomycetes, Eurotiales, Aspergillaceae.
AUGCUGAAGCUACCACUCCGCGUCCACCGUGCCCUCUUGCCGGGCAACGAGAAGUCAUCCACUCGAUCGUUCCCACCAUCUAACCUCACUGGCGGCAUUGUACGGCCUUCAGUCAUCCACCCCAUUGGCAAAUUCCCCGUAGAAUUGACUUUAGAAGGGCGUGGCUUGCAAGGGCGAUGGUACAUAUGCUCGCUGGCGCCUUCGAAUGAUGAUAUGGCGGAUCGCAGAGCAUCAGAAGAUUAUCUCGUCCGAUGUCAGAAACAUGCCAACAAGAUAUAUGGCGGGAUCAAGGGCAUUAUACACCAAGCGACUCGCAUCAUCGACCACGGUGAAGAGAAGAGUGGGUGGAAGACGGACUUUGACACCGCCGGUGGUACGAUCAGCAUGCAAUUUGAGGCCGGAAUCAACCCGAUGACCAAACCCGCGUGCGGCAUGAAAGUUCGCGGCGGUCUAGAAGUCAGGCACAGCCUCGUCAUUGAACUAAUCGUGGUCCAGGACUUCUAUUCAAAUCGUAACAUCACUCCUUUCAAACCUACCGGCGCUGCUCGUCUACUACGCAUGCAGUUCCGUCUCCAUGUCACGGAGCACAGUGGUCUCGGUAUCAGCUGGGAUAUGGAGAUGCCUCCGGUCUACGGUGAUGUCCGCGUCAGCGCUCCGAAAUACGCUGAGCUGGAUGACACAAACAGUGCCAAGGAAGACUAUCGCAUGUCUCCACUUUCGCAUCCAGACUAUGAGGAGCUGGAACGUGUGGGCUAA